This is a messenger RNA of Polypterus senegalus (gray bichir), 2193 nucleotides long. It is a transcript of the gene setdb2, whose product is annotated as SET domain bifurcated histone lysine methyltransferase 2. Gene Ontology annotation, molecular function: zinc ion binding; DNA binding; histone H3K9 methyltransferase activity. Gene Ontology annotation, cellular component: nucleus. The record is from RefSeq and is a predicted model, not a curated record. Bases 388 to 2193 code for a protein of 601 amino acids. Gene Ontology annotation, biological process: negative regulation of gene expression; heterochromatin organization. NCBI's taxonomy places the organism in Eukaryota, Metazoa, Chordata, Cladistia, Polypteriformes, Polypteridae. The transcript is spliced from 13 exons.
CCGCGUUUUUUUAAAUGUUCCUUGUUCACUACAGUUGUGUUCUUUUAUUAAUUUAACAACACUCCUACAAAGCCGAAAUUGGAGACAACAAACGAGCGUCGUUCAGUAAUAUUACAUCUGUCAGUUCGGACAAAUCGUUUCGGCUUUCGUGCUCCGCAAGUGAAUUGACAAACCCCGGUUAUAGCUGUUGCUUCCGGCUCGUGAGGAGUAGAUGAAAGCACGGACUGCAAGGCCAUUUCUACUUUCAAGUGAUCUUCUGGAAUCGGCGAGCUAUCGUGAACUGUAUCACUUGCACCUUCACUCCCAUUUUCGCUCUCGACUGGAGAUGAUGCAGUGGAGCGGGGUCCUGAGAAGUCUGUGCUUUUGCCUGCCUGUUCCAGUUUCUUGAUGAUGUCUGUUAAGCAGAGAUCACCCAGAAAAACCAAUGACUGGAAAGCUUUAGGAAAUGACUCCUACCUCCCAAAUCUGCUCAGCAUAUCACCUCAUGAUACAAGGAGGGUUUCUUUGAUUGCAACCACUAAGGAAGAAGAAUUGCGUGAAGAGAUUCAAAUUCAGAUUGAUGAAGCAAAACAUUUUUGGAAAAUUCUUAAAAAAGAUAAUAAAGUUGAGUUAGCCUUUGGUAAGGUUGACCACAUCUUGCAAGAGCUGGAGAAAAAAAUAAAAGGUGAUUCAGCUACAGAUAAUGAAUAUCUACAAGCUAUGAAUAUUAUGGUUGAAGCUGGAAUUACAGCUAGUCAUCUUAAUGAGGAAGAAUAUAUCACAGAUGAAAAGGCUUCCACAGAGGACAUGACUGAAGAGGACAAGCAGGAGGCUGAAGAAGAUUCAUAUAUAAAUGAAGAAAGAUGGACUGAGCCAGAUUUCAACUUUCAGAAGUGUGGUGCUAUACCACAUUUUACAGCUGCACCUUAUAAAGAACACACUUGCAGUAAAAUAUGCUUAAUUCAAGUGAUAAAAUCUGGUAAUCACAUAUUAGGGUUGAACCCUCUACAGAUACCUCUAGUUUGCCACUUUCAACGAAGACAUGCAAAAGCAGACUGGAGAAGAGGGGACUCGACUUCUUUGGAUGUGCUCUACAGAACACCUUGUGGCAGAAACCUGCGUACCUUCAAUGAGAUUCACCAAUACUUGAUGGAAACAGAGUGUGAUUAUUUACCUUUGGAUUACUUUUCUUUCAACACUUAUGUCCAGAUCUAUCGACAGUUCCCUUUAAACAAACCUCUGGCUUUUGAUGAAGAUAUUAGUAAUGGAGAAGAACUGGUUUCUGUUCAACUGUUCAACGAUUUAGACAAUAAAAUGCCACAAAGCUUUAAGUACAUAAAAAAUCGAUGGCCACAUGGUUGUUUCAUAAAUAGCCCAGAAGAUAUGUUUUUGGAUUUCUGUGACUGUACAGAUGAUUGCAGUGACAAGAAUGAGUGUGCCUGCUUGCAAUUGACCCUGGAAGCCAAUGGAAAACGCAGAUUACCUCUGCCAUUGUAUAAAUACAAGAGGCUACAAAAACCUGUUCCUUUAGGGAUCUACGAAUGCAGCAUCUAUUGCAAAUGCAACAAGAGAAUGUGCCAGAACCGGGUUGCGCAGCAUGGUCUUCGAGUUCGACUCCAAGUUUUUAAAACCAAAGAGAGUACCUGGGGAGUGCGCUGCCUGGAUGACAUAGAUGAAGGGACAUUUGUAUGCAUAUAUGCAGGAAAAAUUCUCCAUGAGAGUACAGACAGUGAAUCUGCAGCUGAGAAUGAUUUUGACAGUUGUACAGAAAAAUUAGAAAACAAGACAUGCUUGAAAAGAAAAAUAGAAGAAAUGGUUUCAGAUGAUGACAUUGAAGUGGUGGAAGAAAGGAAAAAGAUCUGCAAUAUCAGUGAACCUGAGGAUCUGACUGAUUCUGCUGAACAUGAAAAAGAAAAAAGUGAAUUGUUGGAAAAGACAGAGUCUACCUUACCCCGUGUCUCUGUAAUUAUGAGGCCUAUAAGCAAAACCUCCAGUCUUCAGGCCAGGUUUGAAAAGCUGAUGCAAAAGGUGAACGACACUGAAGCUGACUUUGCCAAGGAGGCACUAUUCAGCCGUCACCCGGAGAUGAUCCAGUGGCCCCGUGAUCAUAACUGGUUCUUUGCUAAGCUUAACAUCACCAAUGUUUAUGUGCUGGAUUACUUUGGAGGAGUAAAAACUGUGACACCUAUAGAAUACUACAAAGCCAAGCCUUAA